This is a messenger RNA of Manihot esculenta (cassava), 3121 nucleotides long. RefSeq names its product putative pentatricopeptide repeat-containing protein At3g16890, mitochondrial. The record is from RefSeq and is a predicted model, not a curated record. The coding region runs from base 52 to 2229 and encodes 725 amino acids. NCBI's taxonomy places the organism in Eukaryota, Viridiplantae, Streptophyta, Magnoliopsida, Malpighiales, Euphorbiaceae. The transcript has a single exon. Gene Ontology annotation, molecular function: protein binding.
UCAACACUUCGUUUAGGAUCCUGCGUUCUAGUUACUUCAGUGCAGAAGGACAUGAGAGGCCUUGCUUUGGAUUCUUGUAGGGCAUCGUCAUCUUCACUUAACAAUCUCUCUCAAUUUCAGGAAUCAUUCAGUCAGCUUAAAUCAAGCGGUGAAAGCGCUUUAAAGCCCAAAGCUGAUCCAAAUCACAUCAGCAACUUUGAAACUGCUCCGAGAGGUAAUACUCGCUAUUUGCUGAACCCUCCUCCGCACAGAAGGGCUAACUCAGUAUCAAUCUCAAGCGGUCCCAUUUCAGCUAGUACAUGCAGUAAAUCAAUUGAUCAUCAUUAUUUUUCUCGAAUUCUUUCGAGAAAUGACUGUUUUUUGUUGUUGAACCACGACCUUAAUGCAAAGAGGAUAAUACUGAAACCUCAAUUUGUUAUUAGCAUCUUGCAAAAUCAGGAAAACCCAUUGCACAUUCUGAAAUUUUAUAUCUGGGUAUGCAAAAUCGACCCGUCAUUUGUAAAGGAUCAAUCCGUUAAGGGUGUUUUAGCCAAUUGCCUUUAUAGGAAAGGACCUGUUUUAUUGUCGGUUGAAUUGCUUAAAGAUAUUAGGAACUCGGGUUAUCGAGUCACUGAAGAUUUGCUUUGCAUUUUGGUUAGUAGCUGGGGCAGGUUGGGAUUGGUAAAGUAUUGUAAUGAAAUAUUUGGUCAGAUAUCUUUUCUGGGUAUCAGUCCUAGUACUAGGUUGUAUAAUGCGGUUAUUGAUGCAUUGAUCAAAUCCAAUUCUCUUGACUCGGCUUAUCUAAAGUUCCAACAGAUGUCAGUGGAUAAUUGUAAACCAGAUAGGUUUACCUAUAAUAUACUUAUUCAUGGAGUUUGUAGGAUCGGCGUAAUGGAUGAAGCACUCAGGUUGCUUAAGCAGAUGGAGGGUUUGGGAUAUCCAGCUAACGUGUUCACAUAUACAAUCUUAAUUGAUGGGUUUUUAAAGGCAAAGAGGGUUGAUGAAGCCUUUAGGGUUUUAGAGACGAUGAAGGCUCAAAAGUUGAGUCCCAAUGAAGCAACAAUUCGAGCAUUCGUUCAUGGGGUGUUUCAUAGUAUGGCCCCAAGUAAGGCAUUUGAGCUAGCCAUUAGAUUUAUUGAAGGAGAGCCUAUAUUGAGGAGACUGGCUUGUGACACACUACUUUGUUGCUUGUCAGAUAAUAAUAUGGCAAGAGAGGCAGGUGUAUUAUUGGAGAAACUUGGGAAGAGAGGCUAUUUACCUGACAGCUCAGUAUUUAACAUCACUAUGAAUUGUUUGAUAAAGGGUUCUAAUCUUAAUAAGACAUGUAGCAUACUGGAUAACUUUGUUGAGCAAGGCAUGAAGUUGAGUGUUAGCACUUAUCUUGUACUAAUUGAAGCUUUGUACGGGGCUGGAAGAGUUAUGGAGGGGGAUAGGUAUUUCAAUCAGAUGAUGAAGUAUGGACUUGUAUCAAAUGUCUUUUCAUAUAACAUGGUGAUAGAUUGCUUUUGCAAAACCAGUAUGAUGGACAAGGCAGCAAACAUUUUCAAACUGAUGCAGUAUAAAGGUAUCACUCCUAAUAUUGUUACUUUCAAUACCCUGAUUAACAGGCAUUGCAAGGUUGGAGAAGUAAGCAAGGCACGAGAACUGUUGUUGAUGCUUUUGGAACAUGGACUCAAACCAGAUAUCUUUACUUUUAAUUCAAUAAUUUAUGGCCUUUGUCAAGCAAAGCAGAUUGAUGAUGCUUUAGGUUGUUUCGACGAAUUAGUUGAGUGGGGUGCCUCUCCAAAUGCUGUCACAUACAAUAUAUUGAUCCGUUCUUUGUGUCUCAUAGGGGAUAUUCCUCGAUCAAUGAAAUUCUUAAGAAAUAUGCGAAUGGGUGGAAUAAGCCCAGAUGUCUUUUCUUUCAAUGCUGUUAUUCAAAGUUUUUGUAGGAUGGGAAAGGUAGAGAAUGCAGAGAAGCUUUUUGUUUCAAUGUUGUCAAUUGGCUUGAAUCCAGACAAUUAUACUUAUGGUGCUUUCAUCAAGCUAUAUUGUGAAUCAGGGAGAUAUAAUGACGCUAAGGAGAUGUUUCUCUCAAUGGAAGCGAAUGGUUGUAAGCCUGAUUCUUUUAUAUGCAAUAUAAUUUUGGACACUCUAGUGAAGCAAGGUCAACUUGAAGAGGCCCAGAAAAUUGCAAAAAUAUGUAGUGAGAGGGGCAUUUUUGUACAUUUUAUUGCUAAAUCCCAGAAUUAUGUUCUUCAUGGUUCAUAGAUUUGUGCUGCUCCAUUUGGAUUUUUGCUUUGAGGCAGACAGUGCCACAAACAUUGGACUGCAUUUUGCUUGAUCUCAUUUAUGGAAUCAUGUGCUUCAGAGAAGCAUGAUAAGAAACGAGUCUUGUGUUUUUGGGCAGAAGAGGAUGCACCUUGUCCUGGUGGGUAUGUAUGAGUUGGUAGACAUGGGUCAAAGGAAAUGGGUUAUCAGAAGAUAACCUUUGGGCUUGGCACCGCAUUACUUCUGAAUUUGUCAAGUUAGUCAGACUUGCUGCUGUAUAGAAAAGAAAACAGAUUUUUACUAAAAUUGUGAGCAAUGGCAUGCCUCCUUGCCAGACAAGUUUUCUCAUUUGGGGAGCAAAAUGGGGUGGCUGGUUUAUGAGGUUUACCAUGGCAAUGCAGAUUCUCUUUGCAAGAUGUAGUUUUACAUACAAAGGUGUUUUGACAUCCACUGGACUGCAUCCUAGCUCCACUUUGUUUACCUGGCUUUUGAAAGAGCCGAGUUCCUGUUUCUUAUGGCAUUUGACACAUGUUUGCUUUCCAUGAUUAAUGACUCAUCUCUAUAAUUUGGAGAGAGCAUUUUACAUUUGUACAAGGUUUUUGUGGUGGUAAUAAUAUUACCACUAGUGAAGCUGCUGUCCUAUAUAGCUAUAUGCUUGUAUAUUUCAGAGGCUGUGAUAUUGAAUUCCCUGGGACAGAGAUUCUCAUAUUUACGUGGACUAAAAGUUGUAAUGUGAGUCUCUUUUACAUUGCAGACAAGCUUUGUUGACGCAAUGCACUUUUACGCUGAAAUUUUUCUUUUUUUUUUUUUGGCCUCUUGAUUUUAUCUUUCUUAUUAUGUUCAUUUGUUAGCAUUCUGAAAAAAACCCAGCAUCAAUGGCACUUAUUGUGAA